UUGAGGUGAAAUAAAAGGGAGAGGGUCUAGGAAGGAAUACUAAAACAAAAACUCUUAUUAGAUGGGAAUAUCUGUAGGGCGGAUGAUUUGUGGAUUAGGUCUCGACAGAAAAAGCGGGAGGGAGCGUGACAAGGAGAGAUGAGGACGCAGGAGUUAGUUUACUGAUGCGGCACCAACGCUUCUCAUUGGAGAUUGGAUAUAAAGAUUGUAGAUAUUCCUCAAAUAUCCGGAUGCUGAAACUCCACUCCAAACGUCCUCAAGCCUUGUCGUGAUAAAGCACUUUAGGUGCACAUUUUUGCAUGUAAUAUGUUCUUUCCUGCUCUGCUGCUGCUGGCUCUGUCUUCAGUGGAAGGUUCAAAAGAGUGCCCUCACCACUGCCUCUGCUACGAACACUCGGAUCUGGUAGACUGCCGAGCGCGCGGGUUCGUGGCCUGUCCCAUGGCACUUGGCUGCUGGACCUGGGUGGCAACUUGCUGAUGGAAGUGCGGAGCCGUGCCUUUGUCGGACUUUUGUCACUGCGGGUCCUGGUGCUCUCUGACAGUGGAAUCCAGCUGCUGCAGCCCGAGGCCUUCUACUCCCUUUCCUUUAUGGAGAAGCUGGACAUGAGCCGUAACGAGCUGCGCCGGCUGCCGUCGGACUUCUCCCACAGUCUGUCCUCGGUCCGGGAGAGAGCCUGGAGAAGCUGGACCUGAGCCACAACCACAUCACCUUCCUGCAGCCAGGGGUCUUCCGGGGCCUGUCUCGCUUGCGCCACCUCUACCUCCAUGCCAACCACCUGGGAGCUGUGCGCCAUGGCUCUCUGUCCAUGCUGCCGGUCCUGGAGGCCCUGCAGCUGGGCCAGAACAACAUCUCUCACAUCGACACGGAGGCUCUGGCUCCCCUGCACAGCCUCACUCUGCUGGGCCUGGAGGGAAACCAGCUGCAGCACCUUAAGUUCAAGACCUUCCUGAGCCUCCACACGGCCGGCACCCACCUGCAGCUGGCUGGCAACCCGUGGAACUGCAACUGCGACCUGAACCGGGUCUUCAGCAAGCUGCUGAGUGUGCGCCACCUGCACGUUGACGACUACCACAACGUGACGUGCCGCGAGCCUCUGCAGCUGGCGGGCGCCUCGCUGGCAUGGGUGGACAGCCAGUUGUGCAUGGCAGAGAUGGCCACCGUGCUGGUUAUCACUGUGACUGUGCUGGUGACUGUGUUGGCAGCUGUGGUCAUGGCCGAGCGCACCCGCAAGAAGAACCAACAUGGCGGCAAGAGCUGGGAUGCUGAGUUGCAGACCCAGGAAAGGUGACUGUCAUGAGGGAGGGACACUGAGUGAGCGUGUAAUCAGUUUGAUAGAUGCAUUUUCCCUUACUGAUCUAGGAUCACAUUUCACACCAUGCUCCCUGGUCAUUUUAAGUUUGAAGAAAAAAUAUAAUGGGGCCAUUUCCCUUCUGCAGCAAACUGACUGUGAGGGUUCAUAACACACCACAGGCUCAGACACUCCUUAACAUUCAGUUGAACUUGUAGGAGGCACUCAUUCACUCUGUUACUUCAUCAUGGUCAUAAUGCAUGGCCCAAUCUGGUUCCAAGAGUCUAAGAAACAAUAUUUUAGAGUUUGAGCAGUUUUGUAUGAUGUAUCUACAAGUCUUUGACUUGUGGAACUGGAGGAAUGGUCAUAAUUUGUUUUCUGUGCAGCAUACAACUUUGUCAUCAUUAUGUUUCGGUGUAUCAUUUAAGACCUACCUGAAGUGUUUGACUGCUUACAAUUUGUCCUGUUAAUUUAUUUCUUAACUCCAGUACAGUGUUUUGUCUUUUUCUGUUCAACAUUUUCUCUUCAAUGUCUAUUCCAUUUUUGCACACUGUGGAGAAAACAUAGGUGUCAUGUUUCAAAUGUAGGCCUAUACUCAAAGUACAGCAGUUAUUUUUGUCUCAUGAAUGAUGAUGAUUAUCCUCUAACACAUGGAUAUGUUUG
Molecule: messenger RNA, 1951 nt
Organism: Coregonus clupeaformis (lake whitefish)
Lineage: Eukaryota; Metazoa; Chordata; Actinopteri; Salmoniformes; Salmonidae
Product: leucine-rich repeat-containing protein 17-like
Exons: 3
Coding region: 806-1288 (160 amino acids)
Molecular function (GO): protein binding
Source: RefSeq, a predicted model, not a curated record